AUGCCUCCCCAGAUUCCCCUCCUCGACGAGCAGGAGUUUGACCAACCUCCUCUCCUCGGCGGCGUCCCAAACCACGACCUCAACUUUGGCAAUAACCCGUUCUAUUACUUCACCUCGUCGCCAUGGUUCGAGCCAAUGUGCAUCAACGUCUCCGUCUUGAACAACCUAGCCCUCGACCCCGAUGGCCAGAAGACAAUGAACGAUCGGAAACUAUGGGACGAGAGGCUACGCCGAGAAAGGGACGGAGUGCAGUUUAUGAUUGCGGGGGAGCCGCAGGGCCCAGGACAGCCGUGGGUGCUGCAGCGCCAGAAUAAAGUGCCGAAUGCCGAAGACAACAAGAAGAUUGACACCCAUGUCGAGGGGAACUGGUAUUUCCAGGGAACGCGGGUCCUCAUGGCGCCAAGUCUGCUGGAUGUGGUGCAGAGCCGACUGCUCUCCGUCUCAACACGCAUGCAACAAAUGGCCGAGAUAUCCAAGAAUAUGACGCACUGGAGCCCCGCAACAGGCUAUUCGUACUUCCCUCCCUCGUACGAAGCUGCAAAAGCAGCAACGACGACGGCGAGUCGCAUUGGCAGUCCGACGCUGGCGCCCACAGAUCCCGAUGCUGAGCCAAGUCAGUCACAAGGUGUAGGAACCACAGCACAAGCAGCAGAUCCAACUGCGUCGACGACUGAGUUCUCAGAUGCACUAUUCAUGCAGUCGUUACAGUUGACAAAUGCGUAUGGCGAUGAAUUCAUGGACGAGAACGCAUUGAAGGGCGAGCCUGGCGCUUUCGUCUUCGAGAACACAAGGACAGCUGUCGAUGCAAGGAAUAAAGCCCAAGAGCAAGCUGCUGCUCAAGCGUCACAACCCGCACCGUCCGCUGCGCAUGUGAAGACAGAUACGCAGCCUGUGAGUGUAGCGCCCUCAGCAGGAGGGACGCCAAAGGGAGCCGCAACACCAGCUGCGCUCGAAGCGCGGAGUAGAAAGGGCAGCAUUGCGCCUGGGCCAAAGAAGAGCAAGAAGGAAAGGGGAAAGAGUCAAGGAGGGCUGGUAAGCCCGACUACGCCAAGUGUGCCAUGA
Cucurbitaria berberidis CBS 394.84 is the source of this 1062-nucleotide messenger RNA. RefSeq lists its product as uncharacterized. The coding region runs from base 1 to 1062 and encodes 353 amino acids. Gene Ontology annotation, molecular function: transcription coactivator activity. Gene Ontology annotation, biological process: regulation of transcription by RNA polymerase II. Lineage: Eukaryota; Fungi; Ascomycota; Dothideomycetes; Pleosporales; Cucurbitariaceae. The record is from RefSeq and is a predicted model, not a curated record. Gene Ontology annotation, cellular component: mediator complex; core mediator complex. The transcript is spliced from 2 exons.